This is a messenger RNA of Danio rerio (zebrafish), 5958 nucleotides long. The record is from RefSeq and is a predicted model, not a curated record. Lineage: Eukaryota; Metazoa; Chordata; Actinopteri; Cypriniformes; Danionidae.
GUCACUGCGCAUUCAACAUGGAGCCGACGGUGAAGCGGUAGCAGCGGACGCCUCAGCCAGUCAUGUUUAUAUUUUGCAUUUAUGAAGCUUUCCAGUCCACAAGAAAACACUCUGGCUGACCGGAGGAAUACCUAAAAUGUACAGCUUCCAAUAUCUGCCGGUCGUCCUUUGAUAAGUGAUUAAAGAGAUACCGGUCAUGGCUGGAUUGAUCAAGAAACAGAUCCUGAAACAUCUCUCCAGGUUUGCUAAGAACCUGUCUCCAGAUAAGAUUAAUCUGAGCACUCUGAAAGGGGAGGGCCAGCUUACCAACCUGGAGCUGGAUGAGGAGGUGCUGCAGAACAUGCUGGAUCUGCCCACCUGGCUCGCCAUUAAUAAAGUCUUCUGCAAUAAAGCCGCCAUCCGGAUACCAUGGACCAAGCUAAAGACUCAUCCAAUCUCUCUGUCUCUGGAUAAAGUUGUCAUGGAGAUGAGCACCUGUGAUGAGCCCCGCCCUCCCAACGGCCCAUCACCCAUAGCAACAGCCUCGGGUCAAAGUGAAUAUGGUUUUGCAGAAAAAGUGGUGGAGGGCAUCUCUCUCUCUGUGAACUCCAUAGUGAUUCGCAUCAGCGCCAAAGCCUUUAAUGCAUCCUUCGAGCUCUCACAGCUUCAGGUUUACAGCGUCAACACCAGCUGGACCACUGGUGACCUCCGAUACACAAGAAUCCUGGACCCCACACGAGGAGAGUUGCUAACGUUUAAGGAAGUGAGCUGGCAGAUGAUCAGGAUUGAAGCAGACGCCAUCCAGAACACCGAACAUGAGGUCGUCAGUGCCCCAAUCCGCCUCAUCACCAACCAAUCGAAGAUCAGAGUCACUUUAAAAAGAAGGAUGAAGGACUGUAAUGUGAUUGCAUCAAAGCUGACUCUGAUCCUGGAUGACCUGCUCUGGGUGCUGACGGACUCUCAGCUCAAGGCCAUGGUGCAGUACGCUAAGUCUCUUAGUGAAUCCAUGGAGAAAUCCGCUUCGCAAAGGAAGAGCAUGGCCCCUGACACUACACAGGUGACACCGGCACCCCCCACAGCCCAGCAGAUGCGCACGCAGCAGGCUUCAGCCGCGGCAGAUCAGACCGCUUCCAUGGCACGGCUCUUCACCGCCUAUGAUGUUCGUGAGACGUCACACCACCUCCAGAUCACACACUUGGACCUGCAUAUCUGCGAUGACACCAAUGCCAAGGAUAGAGGAAUUAAUAAGAGAUUGGAUGGUGGUGCAAUGCAAUUGUCUUUUAGUUCUAUCAGCGUAGACUAUUACCCUUUCCACAAAGCUGGUGAGGGCUGUUUGCAUUGGAUGCACUAUGGCGAAGCAACAAAAUCUCGUGAAACCUGGGCGCGUUCUCUCCUGGACGAGUUUAAGUCUAAUGUCGAUAUGCUGAAAAACGCAGUCAGCGGACAGUCCCAGGGCUCUCCUCAGCACGGAAAGAUCUCCACCAGCUCCAGCACUUCCUUCUCACCCCCUACUCCACCGAGAACCCAACUUAUGUCCAGCUCAAUAGUGCUGCGGAUGGCAGACUUUAGCAUCUAUCAGGUGUCUUCAGCAGACCAGCCACGCUCUAGUCCUCAAACCAUGAUAUCCUGCAAUAAGAAAUCCCUCUAUCUCCCCCAAGAGAUGCCGGCUAUUCACGCCGAAUUCACAGAGUACUACUUCCCAGAUGGCAAGGACUAUCCAGUCCCUUGUCCCAACCUCUAUGUGCAGUUGAACGCACUACAACUGGUGCUUGACUCGAGAAGUCUGGUUUGGCUUAAUCUGUUCGCACUGGACCUUCGGCAGAGUUUGGAGCAAUUCAUGGAUCUGUACAAACUCAAUGACUCACAGAAGCCUGAAGAACAUGUAGAUAUCAAAGUGGAUGGACUCAUGCUUAAGCUGGUGAUCCCUGCAGACCACGAGAAAACUCAACCUGACCAGCCCCGUUCUGUGUCAGUUCAGACCUCAGAGAUGGUAGCCACUAACACGCGUCACUCUUCAGCAUGCUCGCGAUCAAGUCUGGAAGCCCUCUUGCAGGCCUUCCAGGAGCAACCCUUCUUCACCUCCCUCUCUUCCACCUUCCCUCGAGCCCCAAGUUCCUUCUCUGUGCUCCAUUCUGUCUUCCAGCGGCACGCUCAUGAACAGGACACGCGCGUUCAUGAUGUGUACCGCGGCCUCGCUCCACCAUCUCUCUCCACCAAUGCCCUCAAAACACCAGCAGCCACCGACCUGUGGGCCAUGCAUUUCUCUCAGUUCUGGGUGGACUAUGAGGGGUCCCGCAGUGGCCGAGGUCGUCCCACACCUUGUGUGGACUCCUUUCCUCUGACACUUUGGGUAUGCCACCCUGCCCGAUACACGCAGCACCUUGAGCGACUCAGAGUAGGGUCAGGACUGUUGCCUCGCAGUGAAUCAGCAGAGAUGGCCAAUCGUCUGCAGAGGAAGAAGCUUCUUAAAGAGUACUACAGCACUAAUGCAUCUCCCAGCGACACACCAAGCAAUGGCCUCCACAAACCACAGUCUCUAGAUGGCCUAUUCAGUGACUCCUCUUCAUCUCUUCCCCUUGCUUGCUCAGCAAAUGAAGUAGAUGUGCAGGUGCUAGUGCAUGUUCAGAAACACCUGAGCGCUCAGGUGAGCCACGGGCAGUAUGUGUUCCUGCUCAGGCUGCAACAUGCUGUGAAAACUCUGCAGCGCACUAUUCAGCAAGAUCUGGAGCAGUACGGCUCCAAGCGCUUGGGUCCUACACAACCCUUUAGUGCCUGUGUGGGUGUGCUUAUGAAAAGUGCAGAAGUUGCUCUUCUCCUAAAGCCUAUUCCCCAACCAGAUUUAAGCACCAGCCCCUUGAACUCUGAUGUCUCGCCUUCAGAAAGCAGAGCCACUCUUGAAGCUGGGAGUGAGGUGAGCGAGGGACAUGAGAGACCCUCGGCUGCAGGAGAGGGUACUCGAAAUGUGGAUCAGCUCCUCUGUGCAGAUAGAAAUUCCAUCGACACAUCUCCGCUCCUUCCUUCCUCAUCUUCUGCUCUGAGAAAAACAUCUAUGGAUGAGAGGAGUAGCGUGGCUUCUGGAGGGAGGGUGCCAUCCGAGGAGAAGAAGGACUUGAGGGAAGGAUCCCCCGAUGGGGAUACUAGCAGAUCUGAAGCCAAAGGACAGCAGAAUGAAACCUCUCAAAGUGGAAUGGCUGUGGUAGAUCCCAUCUCUGACACUUCUUCAAGGGAAUGGAAUGACAAGAGUCAGGGAGCCAGAUUGCCUCAGUCCAUGUCCAGGAAAGGCAGUUUUUCAGUGGUCUCUGACCUCUUAUCCUCCACGCACAGCAGGUCUACCUCCUUAUAUUCCAUAUCCAACAUUGGUCGUUUGAUGCAGGGCAAGUCGCAGUCAAGUUUCUCAGUGUCCUAUAAGAAUAUGAAGAAAAGUCCUUCACUACAGUCUUUGGAUGAUCUCUCCAUGGACAGCUAUCUACUAGAGGACUGUGACAGCUACAGCCUGCUGGACAGAGAUGAUGUAUCGAUCUCUGGUUUUAAGGAGGCAUUGAAUGAACGUAUUUCCACAGACGGCUCUGUGACUCUUGCUCAGGAGGCAGAUGAAGCUCAGUCACCUGACGCCAUCAGCGCUGCCUCUCAGAGCAUAGACGAACCCAUGAAAGACCUUGUGUCGGUGCUGGUUAUGAAGGUUUACUCAGUCUGCUGUUCUCUGGAUCUAAAGGGCGAUGAUACAGCUGUAGCUCUGGAAGUGGGACGGGUUCAACCCAAUCAGCUCGGAAAUGUCAGUUUGCGGCAGUAUCUUAGCAACCGGAGCCUGGGUUUAGUGUCUUCUGCAUCAGUCGCUCAGAGUGGUGAAGGUUCCGGGUCAGGGUCAGACCCCAGUGCAGUGUUGUUGAAUCCCGAGGUGCAGGUGAGGCUGGAGAGCGGUCCGAGUGCUGCUGUUCACUCUCCUCUUGCUGAACAGAACGGUUUUCUGCAGUGCCGCCUGCAGGCCUUCAACACUGACUUCCUGAUAACAUCACUACGAAACCUUGCCCUCUUCCUGGAGGAUGACUCCGCCUCUCAGGUUCUGCCAAUGGAGAUUACCAUCAAAGACACACACGUCAACCUGAAGGAUGAUGGUCCUCGUGACAACAUCUCCGAGCCGGAGCCCUCACCCAUCUCUGUGCACAUUCAUAAUCUGCUCAUCCAUCGACAAGACGACGGCUCAUUCAGCAUCGGAGGAGCUGAACGCGCUGUGGACUCCCAGCUUCAGACGGCGGGGCCUGUGAAUGACAGCAGGCUCAGUUCUGUCCCUGAGGUCCCCGUAGGUGUGAAAGCCACUCAGACUGCACCUCUGUCACCCACAAGCCCCGGCCCCUCGAGUAGAGAACAGCUGCUCGUGGAGGAGAAUGAAUGCUUGAAGCUGGAGCUCUCCAAAGCCAAGAUGGCGUUAGCAGAAGCGCAGAUGGAGAAAGACUCUCUCCAGCAUCAAAUGAAGACGCUUAAACUCACCAGCGGGGGCAGCAAUAGCUAGUGUGUGUAUGUGUUUGUGAGUGUGUGUUCAAACAGGACAGACACUCGCCACAGGGGAGCAGCAGAGGGCUUGAAGGGGCCCGGAGCCAUAGCAAAUCCCAAAUCUGCAGCAGAGAAGAUGAUAGUGUGUGUGUGUGUGUGUGUGAUGGAGAUCCAGAGCAAAUCAAAGAAUAGUGUUUUUUUUAUUGUAAUGUACACACAAUCAGAUCAUGUGUUGCAAAAAAAAAAAAAAAAACUCUUCGGAGCCUGUGGAGCUUCACAUACUUUUUUUUUUUUGCUUUUAUUAUUUACUUGCGCUCUUCGUUUGCAGUGUAGAAGCACAUUCCACCCUUGACCUUUGACCCCAGGACAGUCUUACACUGAUAGUGUUGAAUGUCAUAUCUAUGGAGGAAUGUCUUAAAUUCAUUUGCACUGUUAUGAACUCUUUUGUUUAACAAGGACUUGACUAAAAAACAAAAAUAGCACCUAAUAAAUUGUGUUUAUGUAUAGUAAUUGUGAUACACACGAAUGUUUUGUUAAUAAGUGCGAUUGCAUUGGUGUGGGCUAUUAUUUGUAUAUCUCAUUCAUUCGUUCUUAUGUUGAUGUUUGAAAAAUGGGAAUUAUGUUGACGAACACUACCGGUUUUGCAUUGCACGGCUUUAUUUUUCUCCUCUGUUUAUGUUUGCAGUGCAAUACUUUUGGUAUCAGUUAAGUAUUUGCAGCUAAAAAUACCCCGUCAUUCCUCGUUUGUAUUUUUUUUUUAUAUGUUAAAUAGGAGAUUAAUUGUUGAUUUACAGGUGCUUUUUUCUGCUAAAAUAUAAUUUAGUCUAAACAGGGAAUGUUUAGAUGUCAUUUUGAUCUGAUUACCAGCAUUUCUGCACAAAAAUAACAACAAAAAAUCAAAACAAAUAUGGAUGUUUGAGGAAAACUGUUUUUUUUUCUCUUUUUUUUUAAACAAGUGGAAUUCUAGGAUUUGUUUUUGGCUCUUAUUAUUUAUGGUGUAAAAGAAAAAGGGCCUGUCUUAUUGUAAAAUAUCAUGUAAAAAAAAGUUUUCCUGGAUUUUCCUGCCCUUGUUUAUUUCUCUCUCUACAGCAGCCUCUACAAGUGCCUGCAACAGCACACCUUCUUCAGAGGAUCUGCUUGAUUUCUCUUAAUGAAUGUUUCAUUGCUCUUCAAGACACGAGCUUCCAUCUGGACAUUUUCAGAUGCUUGGGCUUGAACUUGGAGAGCCGAAUGACCAACUCUUGAUUGUAGGUGAUUAAAAAACAAAACUUAUCUUCUGUUGUGUUAGGCCACACCCCUCAUUUCACACUAACCCCGCCCUGAUGUUAAAGACACACUCCUUAGAGACGGAGGCCCACCUCUUUAGCACAAAUAAUGAACAAUGAUGCUCAAUCAAGAAAACUUGUGAAAUGAUUAUUCCUCUUGUUCAUCAGAAGCUGCUGAAGUACACAGACAUCUGAAAUAAAAUUAAACAUGUUUUAUUAAUGAGAA